Messenger RNA from Calypte anna (Anna's hummingbird), 555 nucleotides. RefSeq names its product interferon alpha-2. Gene Ontology annotation, biological process: response to exogenous dsRNA; humoral immune response; positive regulation of peptidyl-serine phosphorylation of STAT protein. The coding region runs from base 1 to 555 and encodes 184 amino acids. Lineage: Eukaryota; Metazoa; Chordata; Aves; Apodiformes; Trochilidae. The transcript has a single exon. The record is from RefSeq and is a predicted model, not a curated record. Gene Ontology annotation, molecular function: cytokine activity; type I interferon receptor binding. Gene Ontology annotation, cellular component: extracellular region.
AUGAAUGCUUUUGGCUUGAUACCAACUGGCCUCAUACUGUUGUGCACCACCACCAUCUCCUGUCUUUGGUGUAAUCACCUUCCUCUGCAGCAAAGGAAGGUGAUUCAGAACAGCCUACAACUUUUGGACAAAAUGGGCAACAAGUUUCCUCAGCAAUGCCUGAAAGAAAAAAUGUUCUUCAGCUUUCCUGAGCAGGUUCUAAAACCCAGACAGAAAGAAUCUGUCAAAGUGGCCAUUGAGGAGAUCUUCCAACACAUCUUCUAUAUCUUUAGCAGAAACCUGACGCUAGCUGCUUGGGAUGGGGCAGCUUUAGAACAAUUCCAAAAUGGACUUUAUCAGCAAAUUGAGCAAUUGGAGGUAUGUGUGAUCAAGAAGCAGACCCACUCCUUUCGGAGUAAAGAAGUCAACAGGCUGAAACUGAAAAAGUACUUCCAAAAAAUAGACUGUUUUCUUAGAGAUAAGCAACACAACCUUUGCUCCUGGGAGAUCAGUCGUGCAGAAAUGAGAAAAUGUCUUCAAAUGAUUGAUAACGUCAUAUGGAAGCUUAACAGCUAA